AUGAGCGACCCCGUGAAAUCCACCUCCGUCGUCGCAUUGCCAGCCACCUCUCGACCGGACCCUAUGAGCCGCGAGCACAAGGCACCUGCUGGGCCUCGUCCAGCCAACUUUUCUCCAACGCGACUGGGCAAAACCACCAACCCUCAGCCUCGACCACCUCUACCCUCGACGAAUCCUGGCUUUGCCUCUGACGAUCCAAUGCUCAGCGCAACUCCUUCCAAUAACCAUACUCUUUUUUCUUUCAGUAGUAGGGAUGGGGAAUCAAAUCAAUUAAACGAUUCGACUACGUCUUUCGACUUUUUGCCUUCCGUCAGUUUUGACGAUCUGCAGAGCAGUAUCGAAUCCGCUUCAACAGACUUCAAACUCACCCAAUUCCCGUCCCCCACCGGCGAAGGGGGCAUUCUCGAUCCCCACGGAGCAGAUGAUAGCAGCAUGUCUUCCCGGCCUCAAGUAGCUCCGCCUUCGAAUGGUGCUUCCACUCGUCCUGCUGUUCAUACGAAUACCAGACCCGCCCGAUCAAACUCACUGCUGCGCCGACCUAGUAACUCUACCAGACAGUUGAACAACACCACUGGCGUCUCAGUACAGACUGAAAUUGCCAACGGGCCAGGUACUGCACGCGCUCGCCGGCAGAGUCAGUACCCUCCUGUGUCUGGCACUAACGCCGCCAAACCUCCUCGGAAAUCAAUCGGCCCCGGAAUUAUUAGCGAUGGGGACUUUGGGUCUCGUCCUGCACAGAAGCGACGCCCCAGCCUGUAUUCUGAAGGAGCUCCCACGGGCUCGGCUAGGACUUCGAUGGACAAUAACUCGACAUGGCUGGAAAACACAACAAGGAACUUUUCCAAUUCGAGGGCAGCAAAGGCUAAAUCAGUGCAGCCGCCACCACGGGCGAAUCAAGGAAGCUUAGCUUUCGGAAACACUCUUACGCCGGAACAAAACAGACAUUCAACUCUUGCCCCACGAUCACCUCGUGUUGGAGGUCGAUUGAGCACACCGUCGUCCGCCAACAAGAGAGUCUCAAUGAUGCCUGGUGCUCAUCACUCGUCGCACGCAACUGGGCUUGGGGCAAGGACGAUCAGUCCUACUGACACAAGGAGGAUGAAGCCAGGCGACGACGACGAAUAUGUGCCUCCUGUCCCUGCCAUACCAAAAGCAUACGAGUCACCGAAGGACUCGCCUGCUGAUACCUACUUUAUGGAAAAGAAAAAGACUGCACUCAGCAACAUGGAUGCCAUGAGUGCGAAUUCAAACCCAACUGGGGUCAUAUCCAUGCCUGUCUUUCCUGAGCCUACGAAGCUGCAAAGAAAGCCAAGCGGUCCAAGGAGCUAUGUCCCAACUGUCGCCGCUGAACCUGAAAACAAGGCCACACCUCCUAGCAAGAGGCACCUGCAGCCAUUACGGCUACCGCCAAUUAAUCUGGGGCCCUUGAGCACGCCAACAGCUAACAAAAUUGCAGCCUUGCAGGAUCAAAAUACUGUAGAAAGACAUGAAACUCCCCCACCGCCUCGACAUUUGCCCAAGACACCAACGACCCCGAUGACAGCUUCUAAGAGCUCUUUCUUCGCCAAGACUCGCCACGGAGAUACUCCUGAGCUCCCAUCUUUGAGGAGUAGCAGCUCGGUUCAUCAUGCUCAUCUCACUCCCACACCCCCCGAUGCUAGCUCAACUGAGUCCUCGUUGGCUUUCAAGGACCUCGACCAUAAGCAAAGCAUGUCGCCCUUCCUGUCAUCUUCUCUGCCCAAGGGAGGUGCGGACCCCGGCCUUUUCAAGAGGUCAAAAACAGGUGCCGAUUUCAUGACAACGGACGCGAGUAUCUUCCAGGACCAGGUUCAUCAAAAACCUGCAGGCCCUCGAGCACCCAAGGAUGCCGAAUCUACCACAUCCAAGUCUCCUCCCCCCGAACCUACACCGGAAGAACCACAAACCCCCUCCUCUAUGAGCUCCAUUCGACGAAAGCUCAGCCUGUCUUGGAAGCGUGGAAAUUCCAAGAGUAACAGUACGGCCCCUGGUGACGGCGACAAGACCAAUGUCAAGCAGCCCGAAGAACCUAUGCCACCCCCCAGGAUUCCAAUCUCAGCUACCCUCAACAAUCUAUCCAAUGCCAAGCAAGCUAGCCCAUCACCUAACACGAAACAGCCUCCUGGCGGCUAUUUGGACACAAGAAGACGCAAGAGCUCAGGAGGAAGUCUUAAUGGGUUCAUUUCGCACGAUAAGACCAAGAGCGAAUCUUGGACUGCGAAGAAAUCUGUUCCUGACCUUUCAACCAUGCCUGUUGGCCGAAACACGUCUGUUAUGCAAAAGAUCCUCCGACCCAGGAAUUCCUCUGCUAUUGCAAAAGGACCUGACUCAUGGUCUGCUGAUCUUGACAAGGACGAUAUAUCAGCUGAAGAAGAAAUGGCCAAGUUGGGUUCUCGACGCAAGGAAACAGACGUUGCUGCUCGAACACUGGAUGCGCUCAGAAAGCGCGCGACGCCAAAGGAGCGAGUUGGUGCCCAUGAGGCCAUCCGUAUUGCUAUGCUCAACAUCUAUGAACGAGGCGAGAUUGUCGAUUACACAGAUGUCUUCUUCUGUGGAACUCAGAACGCCCACAAAGUGGUUGGUGAUCUUCAAUCAGAUGCACCCAACUUUGGCUACGAUGACGAGCGCGGAGACUACACCAUUGUGCCUGGAGAUCAUCUCGCAUACCGAUAUGAGAUCAUUGAUGUUCUCGGAAAGGGUAGUUUUGGACAGGUUGUUCGAUGCAUUGAUCACAAGACGGGCGGCUUGGUGGCCAUCAAGAUCAUCAGAAACAAGAAGAGAUUUCACCAACAGGCUCUGGUCGAGGUCAACAUCUUGCAAAAGCUUCGCGAAUGGGAUCCAAAGAACAAACACAGCAUGGUCAACUUCACACAAAGUUUCUAUUUCCGCGGCCACCUCUGUAUAUCCACCGAGCUGUUGGACAUGAACCUUUAUGAACUUAUCAAGGCGCACGCUUUCAGGGGAUUCUCGAUUAAGAUCAUCCGUCGCUUCACCAAACAGAUCCUCAGCUCACUCAACCUCCUGAAACAACAUAAAGUCAUUCAUUGUGAUCUCAAGCCCGAGAACAUCCUUUUGCGACAUCCUCUACACGCAGAGAUCAAGGUCAUCGACUUUGGUUCAAGCUGUUUUGAAAAUGAGAAGGUGUACACAUAUAUUCAGUCGCGGUUCUAUCGUUCGCCCGAGGUCAUUCUCGGCAUGACCUAUGGCAUGCCCAUCGAUAUGUGGAGUGUCGGCUGUAUUUUGGCAGAGCUAUAUACUGGAGUACCUAUUUUCCCUGGCGAGAACGAACAGGAGCAACUUGCUUGCAUUAUGGAGGUAUUUGGACCCCCUGAAAAACACUUGAUUGAGAAGAGCACCCGAAAGAAGCUUUUCUUCGAUUCAAUGGGCAAACCCCGCCUCACAGUGUCUUCCAAGGGUCGUAGACGCCGGCCUUCUUCCAAGACUCUGUCUCAAGUCCUCAAAUGUGACGACGAGGUAUUCUUGGACUUUUUGCAACGUUGCUUACGCUGGGACCCUGAACGACGACUCAAACCUGAAGAUGCGAUUCGGCACGAGUUUAUUACUGGGCGUAAGAUGCCUGUUCCUCGUAUGCCACCCACCCGGGAAUCGUCACCCAUGAAGCGACAUAACACCAUCUCCACUCCACGACCUCUUCCUGACCCUCCCGGAGCCGCUGCCAAACCCCUGGGAUCCUUACGGUCUGGAGCCAGCCCCCACAAACCAGUGUCUGGCCCUGUUCGUAAAGCCUCAGGACAGAUGGGACCCGCCAGCUCAAUGCCUGCUAAACGAACCAGUGCCGGUACUACUGGGCUCGCACAAGGAGCGAGCGGGUUACCUCGAGCUGCGGGCAGGAGCGUGAGUGCAAAGCAGGACCUGGCCGCUGCUGGUGCAACGGCUGCUAUGAGUAGACGAUCAUAG
Molecule: messenger RNA, 3936 nt
Organism: Fusarium coffeatum
Lineage: Eukaryota; Fungi; Ascomycota; Sordariomycetes; Hypocreales; Nectriaceae
Exons: 5
Coding region: 1-3936 (1311 amino acids)
Biological process (GO): peptidyl-threonine phosphorylation; peptidyl-serine phosphorylation
Molecular function (GO): protein serine/threonine kinase activity; ATP binding
Source: RefSeq, a predicted model, not a curated record